This is a messenger RNA of Microstroma glucosiphilum, 1090 nucleotides long. RefSeq lists its product as hypothetical. The transcript has a single exon. Gene Ontology annotation, cellular component: mitotic spindle midzone; DASH complex; mitotic spindle. The annotation marks the transcript as partial. Lineage: Eukaryota; Fungi; Basidiomycota; Exobasidiomycetes; Microstromatales; Microstromataceae. Gene Ontology annotation, biological process: mitotic cell cycle; attachment of spindle microtubules to kinetochore. The record is from RefSeq and is a predicted model, not a curated record.
ACGUACGAGGUGAUCAGAGUGCCUGGAGCGGAAGCAGGGUCUGGCCUGCACUGCAGCAGCAGCCACUUUGGACUCGAGCUCGGAGGACGAAAUUGACUUUGGAGUGAGAGUGCAACGCGUCGAAGCACACCAGGCGGCACACACGCACCCACCCAACCACGCCAAGCAACACCUUUCUUUGCCCAUCUCAUCCACUCAUAGAUUACUCACCUGAUCCCUUCGACGUGAGCAUAGCAUCGCAGCAGGUCCCCCCACCAACUACGAUGUCACGCCCCUCGACAAUGUACGCCGAUCAACCGCACCCCACCCGCUCCUCCCUCUUCCCCGGCGGAGGACCCGGCAGCAGUAGCAGCACUUCAGGCAGUGGCGCCUCUACCUCGCGCCUGCAGGCGAAACAGCAGGAGCUUGAAGGACUGAAAGAGUUGAGAGAGUAUAGCGCUCGAUUGGUUCGGGAGUUGGAGACGAUGGGACAGGGAUUGGAGGCAAUUAAAAAGGGAGAGGAGAGUGAGUACGGCAGAUUGGCAUUGGCACACAGAGGAGAGGAGAGGAGAGGCGAGCGUGAUCACCACUCUGCUCCGCGAGACCUCGAGCUCAGGCAGCUGACAGCCUUCCCCCAUCCCCGCCUUCCAACUACAACAGGCGUAGCACAAGUCAUGUCCUCAUGGCAGACCGUCUUCCGAGGUAUCCAAGUAGCACAAGGUGAGUCCGCCUCGCCCCUCCUCAGCCCACCUCUUUCUCCAAUCACUCAUCUCCCCCUCACCCUCUUCUCUCCUCUUCCCAACUCCUCACACACGCAGCAUCCAUCACCGAAAAGCAAACACAAAGCAGUGCCAUUCCCAACUCAAGUGAAGUAGAAGCCUCAGAAGGAGGAGCAGGAGCAGGAGCAGGAGUAGCAGGUUCAGGAGGUGCUGCUGCUAGUCUUGUGCCAGAUACACUAGUGCGAAUUCCACUUGAUCCUGGAUUGGACGCGGAGGGUGGGACUGGAGGGGUGGGAGCGGGAGCGGGAGCGGGUGGGAGAGAGGAGGAGUAAGAAGAUCGAGGAGGAUGGUUAGGCAUGUAUAGUGAUGUCCCUUCAGAGGUGAGACCUGCU